AUAAUCGAUAAUCAAUCAUUAAUCAAGCCAUAAUGUUAGCUUCAUGACGAGACAUAUAUAUUAUAUGCAAUAUUUCUUCACGUUCAUGUGACAUAUAUACUUUGCAAUCAUGCAAAUUACACCCUCGAAUAAAAUUACUAAUAAUAGUACUAACAUGCAAAUUAAUCGACUCCAGCUGCAACAAUAUUCUUUUGAAAUAUAUAAUUGGCUCCACUAUAAGUAAGGGAGAGUUUCUUAGCAAAUUUCAUCAAUUGAUCAUAUUAACACCUCAAUUUUUCUAUCAACUGAAGAACGUAGAUAGAGAAAAUGAGGUGCACCUCUUCAUCGUUAGUCUUGGCUCUUGGGCUCAUUUUGGUGACCCUUGUUAGCGCAUGUCACGGGGAGCAAUUGUACGUAGGCUACUACAAGAGAAAGUGCUGGAAAUACAACGUUGAAGAAAUUAUUUUCAACGUAGUUAAGGCUAAAUUUGCUAAGGAUCCAACUAUUGUGGCUGGUCUCAUCCGAUUACAAUUCCAUGAUUGCAUCGUUAGGGGAUGUGAUGCAUCAGUAUUACUAGACGGACCAAAAACGGAAAAAACAGCAAAUCCAAAUCAAAGCCUUAGAGGCUUUUAUGUUAUUGAUGCUGCAAAGGCAGCUUUAGAGAAGGCUUGUCCCGGGGUUGUUUCUUGCGCUGAUGUGCUUAAUAUCGCAGCUAGAAGUGCUGUCUUUUUGGCUGGAGGUAAAUGGUAUUACGUAGAAACAGGAAGACGAGAUGGUCUUGUUUCACAUAAAAGUGAAGCUCUUGCAAAUCUUCCAUCAGAGAACAUCCCAGUACGUGACGCUGUAAAUCUAUUUGCUUCAAGAGGACUAAGUAAGGAGGACUUCGUUGUUCUUCUAGGAGCACAUACUGUCGGAACUACACAUUGUGACAAAUUUGAAGAUCGUCUAUACAACUAUCACAACACUGGUAAGCCAGAUGCAAGAAUGAAUACCGAUAUGCUCUAUGCCUUAAGAAAAAGAUGUCCAAACAAGAAAGGUCAUAACAACAACGUGUACUUUAGUUAUAAUCCAAGAAGUCAUUAUCGCAUGGACAAUACCUACUACAAGCAAUUAUUAGUAAACCAAGGAAUUCUUGGUGUUGAUGCAAAUAUAGGAAGCUCUCCACUUACCAACAGUAUUGUGAAAAAGCUAGCCUAUGCUCCAGGUUACUUCGACAACAAGUUUGGUCCAGCCAUGGUUAACAUGGGAAGAAUCGGCGUUUUAACAGGGAAGCAAGGAGAAAUUAGAAAGUAUUGUGGUGCUGUUAAUUACCGCAAGCAUUGAUACUUACCAUUUCUUUUGUUCAUUUCGGAAGAGAGUUCACUAGUUCAUAUAUAUGAAUGACAAUGUAUGAUUUAUUGGUUUUUUGCUGUCAUAGUUGUGUAUGUUUUUUUACGUAGGCUUCCUGGAAAUAAGCAAUACAAACUGGGAGGUGUUUUCCUGUGGAAUAAAUUUUGUACUUAAUACUAAAUCUGUUUUUAUUUAGUUGC
Beta vulgaris subsp. vulgaris (sugar beet) is the source of this 1508-nucleotide messenger RNA. Its product is annotated as peroxidase 57. Gene Ontology annotation, cellular component: plasmodesma; plant-type cell wall. Gene Ontology annotation, molecular function: peroxidase activity; heme binding. Lineage: Eukaryota; Viridiplantae; Streptophyta; Magnoliopsida; Caryophyllales; Amaranthaceae. Gene Ontology annotation, biological process: response to oxidative stress; hydrogen peroxide catabolic process. The transcript is spliced from 4 exons. The coding region runs from base 307 to 1302 and encodes 331 amino acids. The record is from RefSeq and is a predicted model, not a curated record.